This is a messenger RNA of Alosa sapidissima (American shad), 1380 nucleotides long. Its product is annotated as GTPase IMAP family member 8-like. Bases 1 to 1380 code for a protein of 459 amino acids. The transcript has 2 exons. The record is from RefSeq and is a predicted model, not a curated record. NCBI's taxonomy places the organism in Eukaryota, Metazoa, Chordata, Actinopteri, Clupeiformes, Clupeidae. Gene Ontology annotation, molecular function: GTP binding.
AUGGAGAGAACUUCACUGUCACCUGACUCCUCCGCACAAACAGAUCCCUCACCCACUGAACUGAGACUGGUGUUGGUAGGCAGGACAGGGGCCGGCAAGAGUGCAACAGGAAACACCAUAUUGGGCGGAAAGUAUUUCCACUCACAGCUGAGUAGAAGCUUGGUGACCAAAACAUGUCAGAGAGAGUGUGCCAUUGUACAAGGCAGAAAUCUGCUUGUGGUGGACACACCUGGUUUCUCCAACACUGUGCUAUCCCAGGAUGAUGUUCAACAGGAAGUGCAGAGGUGCCGUGAGCUGUUUUCACCAGGCCACCGUUCUGUGCUCCUGUUGAUCGUUCCUCUGGGACGCUUCACAGAGGAAGAACGCCAGGCAGUUAACACAAUCCAGCAACUCUUCAGUCGUGAAGCGUCCAGUUGCACCAUACUCGUUUUCACCCAUGCUGACAAGCUAAAUGGAGAAUCCAUCAAAGAUUUCAUUUCGAGACAGAGUCAAAGCAUCCAGGACCUGGUAAGAGAAUUCAGUCACGGAUUUGUAUCCAUCAACAACAAUAAGCCUGAAGAUGAAAGCCAAGUGGAUCAGCUGCUGAAGAUGGUUGAUCAUUUUGCCAACCCGCUGCGAAUAGUACUUGUGGGCAGAACAGGUACAGGGAAAAGUGCCACAGGAAACACCAUCCUGGGAAAAGACAGUUUCCGCUCAGAGUUCAGCAUGAGCUCUGUGACUGAAGAAUGCCAGAGAGAAAGUGCCACUGUGCAAGGGCGGGAUCUGGUCUUGAUUGACACACCUGGCCUGUUUGACACAUCACGCUCCGAGGAAGUUGUGCAUCGAGAGAUUGUUCGGUGCUUUACAUUCUGCUCCCCUGGGCCCCAUGUAGUGCUGCUGACGAUGAGUCUCGAAGGCUCCACUGAAGAGGACUGGCGUAGCAUUGAUUUGAUUGAGAAAAUAUUUGAGGAAGAGGUUAGGCGCCACAUCAUUCUCAUCCUCACACAUGCAGACUUGCUGGAGGGAACUCAAGUCCAGGACUUGAUCAGUCAAGACCAAAAACUCAAGAAACUUGUGGAGAGGUUUGACCGUCGCUACCUGGCCUUCAACAAUAGGGACACGGAAGACCACAGCCAGGUGACCCAGCUACUGGAGAUGGUUGACAGCCUUUUGGCUCGCAAUGAGAACCAGCACUUCACCAACCGGAUCUCACGAGAGAUAUGGAAGGCUGUGACUGAGCUGCUGUCAGACAGGGUCCAGAACUUGGCGAACACGGAGUCCAGCAUAGCAGAUGUGGGAAGGGGAGCGGAUGACAAUGAGCCAGGGGAAAAGUUCCGCCGGACAGCAUUUGUGGGCACAGUGGAACGAAUUCUGGCAGAGAUCAUCCAGCAGCCUGUUUAA